Molecule: messenger RNA, 1329 nt
Organism: Paracoccidioides lutzii Pb01
Product: G4 quadruplex nucleic acid binding protein
Exons: 1
Coding region: 1-1329 (442 amino acids)
Cellular component (GO): methionyl glutamyl tRNA synthetase complex
Molecular function (GO): tRNA binding
Source: RefSeq, a predicted model, not a curated record
AUGGCAACUACCUCCGCGCCUAUGACUUCCCUCCUCUCUCUUUUAUACCGCUCAUUCCCUCGCGCUGUCCCCUCCACCUCUAUUGAUUUAGACCUGCAAACGAUCUCACCCAAGGUCUUCCCCUCACAAGCUUACAGCGAUGCCGAAAAGGUUGAAUUGGAACAAUGGCUGCGUGAUAUCGAGACGACCACCCAGUUACUGUACAAAGCCGACUCUACUGCUGUAUCAGAGUUCCUUGUAAAGCUCAACAAACAUCUAGCGACCCGCACGAUGCUACUGGGUGCAAAGCCGUCUGUUGCGGAUAUUGCGGUUUAUGCUGUUUUGGCACCGGUGGCGGAGAAGUGGACUCCGGAUGAAAGAACGGGCGAUAAUGGAUAUCAUCAUAUUGUACGAUAUAUCGAUUUCGUGCAGAAUGCGCCAUUGUUUGGUCUUAAGAUCCCAGCGGAAGAGAAGGUUGCGAUUGACGUGGAUGAUGUGAAGGUUGUGCCCAAAGCGGUGGAACCACCCAGAGAUGAGAAGGAAAAAAAGAAAAAGGAGAAGAAACCCACGGGCCAGGGUGGUGGUAACGUCAGCGCCGAGAAGGAUCUGGUUGUAGGGCGGGGAAAAGACGUAGCAGCAGGUGUCGUAGAUCAAGCAGCCAGUGAAAAGAAAGAGAAGAAACAAAACCAACCCAAGCAGCGAAAACAAACCGCGGCCCCAGCCCCCCUUCUCUCCCCUUCCCUCAUCGACCUCCGCGUCGGCCACAUUCUCCGCGCCGUUAACCACCCCAAUGCAGACUCCCUCUACGUCUCCACCAUCAACUGCGGCGACGCCCCAGGAACCGAAAACACAUCCGUCGACGAGGAAACAGGUCUAACGGUCCGGACCGUCUGCUCAGGACUAAAUGGCCUAAUCCCGCUCGCUGAGAUGCAAAACCGCAAAAUCAUCGCCGUUUGCAACCUGAAACCAGUAACGAUGCGCGGGAUAAAAUCCGCCGCCAUGGUGCUGGCCGCAUCGCCCAAGGGCGAUGAUGCGCAUGCCGGACCCGUCGAACUAGUCAGCCCGCCCGCUGAUGCGCAUGCGGGUGAACGCGUUUUCUUCGAGGGAUGGAGUGAUGGGGAGCCGGAGAAUGUGCUGAAUCCCAAGAAAAAGAUUUGGGAAACUUUCCAGCCUGGGUUUACGACUACGGAGUCCUUGGUAGUGGCGUUUGAUAGUACGCAAGUCCCGCAGCUGGCGGAGAAGGAAGGGGAGGUUAGUGCUACGCCUGCUACCCCUGCGGUUGGGAAGUUGGUUACGAAAUCUGGAGGUUUGUGUACUGUGAAGAGCUUGAAGGGAGCUACUGUGCGAUAA